This is a messenger RNA of Oxyura jamaicensis (ruddy duck), 4072 nucleotides long. RefSeq names its product cAMP responsive element binding protein 3 like 1 (gene CREB3L1). NCBI's taxonomy places the organism in Eukaryota, Metazoa, Chordata, Aves, Anseriformes, Anatidae. Gene Ontology annotation, biological process: regulation of transcription by RNA polymerase II. Gene Ontology annotation, molecular function: cAMP response element binding; DNA-binding transcription factor activity, RNA polymerase II-specific. The transcript has 12 exons. The coding region runs from base 304 to 1821 and encodes 505 amino acids. The record is from RefSeq and is a predicted model, not a curated record.
UAGGGCCCGCCCGCCGCUUCCCCAGCACGGGGCGGGGGCGGGCCGCCGCCGGCCGCCGGCGCUGCCCGCCCGGCCCCUUCGCAGCGGGGCACUGACAGCUGCCCCGAGCGGGGCACCGGCACGGCUCGGCUCGGCUCGGCGCUCCCCUGGCCGGCAGGAGGCUGGCCGCCCACCCCCGGCCCCGCCGCCCCAUGGACCGCCGGCGCCUGGGCGGCGGGAGCGAGCCGCCGCUGUGAGCCCGGCCGGCGGGGAGCGGCGGAGCCCCCUCGCCGAGCGCCGAGCCUCCCCCGGCCCCCGGGCACCAUGGACAGUAUCCUGGAGCCCUUCCCCGCCGAGCGGCUCUUCCCCGCCGCCGGACCCGGCUUCCUCGACCUCGGCGACUUCAGCGAGGCGGAUUUCCUCAGCAAUGUGCAUUUCUCCGAGAACCUGGAUCACUUCUCCGACAACAUGGAGGAUUUCUCCAACGACCUCUUCAGCAGUUUCUUUGAUGACCCAGUGCUGGCUGAAAAGAACCCGCUGCUGGACAUGGACCUGGACCCACCCACUCCAGGCAUCCAGGCAGAGCACAGCUACUCCCUCAGUGGAGACUCUGCUCCCCAGAGCCCCCUCAUGCCUGUCAAGACUGAAGAUAAUGCUAACGAGCUGGAGAAUGGAGUGUGGUCUCUGGGGCCCAAGCUCUGCUCCAUCAUGGUGAAACAGGAACAGAACCUGGCUCUAGACCUGCCUGAGUCCCAGCUAGCUGCCAGCUCCAUACCAGUGCUGAACCUCAACCCUCUGCAGAGACUGCCAGUCCCCGAGGAGACUCCCAUAGAAAUGACUCCAGCACCUGUGAUCAAAGCUGAACCCAAAGAGGUGAACCAGUUUCUAAAUGUACCUGCAGAUGACCUGGUGCAGAUGCCUCCAACUCCGCCCAGCAGCCACGGCAGUGACAGCGACGGAUCCCAGAGCCCCCGGUCCCUGCCUCCCUCCAGCCCAGCCCGACCCGCUGCUCGCUCUUCUACUGCCAUCUCCUCCUCACCUCUCCUCACAGCACCACAUAAGUUACAAGGGACCUCUGGCCCUCUGCUCCUGACUGAAGAGGAGAAGCGCACCUUGAUUGCCGAGGGCUACCCGAUUCCUACUAAGCUGCCCCUCACCAAAGCAGAAGAGAAAGCACUGAAGAGGGUCAGGAGGAAAAUCAAGAACAAGAUCUCUGCUCAGGAGAGUCGCAGGAAGAAGAAGGAAUAUGUGGAGUGUCUAGAGAAAAAGGUUGAAACAUACACGACAGAAAACAAUGAACUCUGGAAAAAAGUGGAGACCUUAGAAAACGCAAACAGGACUCUGCUCCAGCAGUUACAGAAGCUGCAGGCUCUGGUAGCUGGGAAAGUCUCCAGACCUUACAAAAUGGCUUCCACACAGACCGGGACCUGCCUAAUGGUGCUGGCGCUCUGCUUCGUUCUGAUCCUCGGAUCCGUGAUGCCCUGCCUCCCGGAGUUUUCUUCAGCAUCACAGACAGUGAAAGCAACACCAGCACCAGACAUUUACACAAGUAGUAAGAUUCAGUCACGGAGCCUUCUGUUCUAUGAUGAGGGUGCUGGCUCCUUAGAAGAGAGCUAUAGCUCCUUCCUAACCAUGGACCAUCCUGAAGGGUGGGAGGCUGAAAAAGGGCAGUCUGACGAGCCAAGGCCUCAUCUGGCCAGGACACAUGAGACAGCCAAAUAUCUGAGCAAAUCCCGUCUGGAGAGUCCUGACCAGAACCAAACUGACCCAACUCUCACUCACCUCAAAGAGCAAUUCCAUGAGAGGGAGACAAGCUCCAGUGAGACAACUGAAUACUUGUAGCAGCUGCUGGACCUCAAGGCCUCAUCUGUCUGACUGCAGGAUUCCCUCCUCACCGAGCAACUGAGGGGACUUGGCAGGAGAGGACACUGCAUUCAGACACUCCUAAACUGGCCUUGGGUUCGGCUCCUCCCCUUCCCCAUGGCCCCCUUUGGUACUGAUCUAUCUCUUUGAGGGGAGUUGCAGAACUGCCAGAACCAGCAAUAAAAGUCUGGCAAAGUCCUGAGACGCCCUCUCCUCCUGGCCUUAUCUUCUGCUUGAAUGAGCACUACCCUAUGGGUGUGGGCUCACCUUGGAGUGGAGGGAGGUCAGGGGGAGGCUCCCAAACUAUUCAGCUCACUCCCUAAAGCCUCCAAGGGGGCUGUCCCCAGGCACGUACCCCUUGGCUACAUCAGAUGCACCUGAAGGAGAGAGAGAGAGAGAGUGCUGGAUUUUCUACCCUGCCUGAGGGACUUAGGAGUGGGUGAUGCUGCGGCUAGAGAGAUGACUCUGGAGAGUUUGAGCUCAUUCCUUCCCCUCCAUCUGUUAGUAUACUUCUGCCUCUGUUGAGAGAAAAACUAGUUCUUCCUUGCUCUAGUUUUCUCUUGAUGGAUGUGCCUACAUAACUUCCACGCCAACUAUCUGCAAAGAUCUGCACACAAACGGAGUGGGGGAGAGAGAUCCCAGACUGAGAUAAACCACCAUGAAAAUUUACUGGCAGCUUCUGGGCAGCCAGAGCUCUGAAACAGAGAACAAUUUUUCCCACAGCCCACUUCUCCCCACCCUCAGCACCCAUGCUUGGCAGGGGUGGCAUUUCCCUUUUUGUUCCCAGCUUGGGCCCUGCAGUGCAGUGCUAACCAGGUCAGUGGCUUUCCCACUUCCCGUUCUGCACGCCCCCUUGCUUUGAGAGCAGGUGCCAGAAAUUCAGUCCCAUAACCUGCUCCUUAUCACAGCUCUCCAUCCCCACUUCUGCUUCAUGCCAAAUGGGGUCUUCCUAGGAACCAUCGACAAGAGCUCUGGAGGGCUGUCAGAGAGCCAUCAUUCCCCUCACAUCCUCUGUGUGCCCAGCAGUGUUGUGAAAGCCACCGAGGACGUGCUGGCAUCUCUGGUGACGGGUACUUCUGUCAGCAAAGAGGUGGCAUGUUGGAAUUGGCCAGGGUAACCAAAGACUGUUUUAGACCUCCUCCUUCUCAGUGCUGGCACCAAAAGUACCAACCUCUUGCCAUACCACCCUUCGGGCCAAACUUGCCAUGUUUGGUGCUGAAAUGACCUCAUCUCAAGGCUGUUCUGCUCUCUUUAGCACCCAGACAUCCACUUCUGACCCUUCUUCCUCCCUUUCUCUGCUGAAAGGCUCAAGUAUCUCCGCACUCCGUUCACUCAGCUGCUCUUUGCUGGAAGGACAAUGUGGGACUUGAGUGCCUGAGAUUUGGGACGCAGCAGAUUGCCCUGUGUUUGUACACGGGAGUCCCUUUGUGCUCCGCCAGGUCUCACAGCAGACACCCCCUUGGCUUGUUUCUCUUCAAGCACCCUGGACUCGCUCCGCAUUGCCCCAGCCUCCCCACCAGCCUCUCCCCUGGAGAGGAAGGAUGGGACGGCUCUUACUCAAGGACUGGAAGAAGUGAGGGAAGGGCCCUCACAUCCCUCUCUCUCCUCUCUUUUGAAAACUGCUUUUACCCCCCCUACCCCCACCCCCCAAAGCCGUUUAGGACAAAUUUGGACACAGCUAGCUGCCACCACACAUGCUUGGCCAAUGGGAGGGACAAGAAAAGCUUCAGCAGAGCUCUUCUCCUCUCAAGGUUCACACAGGAUCCGCUGGUCACCACAUCUCACUGCGUUCCCCAUCCUCCACCCCAGUGCAAAGAACCACUGCCGGGUCCAAGCAUGCCCUCCUCCCCCCCAACACGUCCACGUGCAUGCCCCUGUGCCUCCCACUCACACCGUUGUACAGAGACCAAGAGCAGAACUCGUUUGUACAUAAUGAACCUUAUUUUGUAUUAUUGCUGAUCCCUUAAGAUAUUGUAUUUUGGAGACUCUCAGAUCCUAUUUUCAGUAUUGUAUUUUAUUAAGAAUUAGUGCGGGCUUGGCAUCUAUGGACUUCCUUCUUGUUAGCCGCUCACUUUCCCCUUAUACUCCAGUAGCUGCCUCUUCCCUCCCGUUUUUUGUUUUGUUUUGUUUUGUUCUGCUUUUCAAGCCACCUUUUCCUCUCCUCCUAUCACUUGCUCUGCAUUCGCUUAGAGAAGCAAAAUAAAAAUAAAAUAAAAAGAUGCAGCAUCAA